AUGGCUACUUUUGCUGCACUGACUUGUAGACGAUGGGCGUCUAUAGGUGGACGACUUAAGGGUGCUCGAGGACUCAGUACCGUCCCUAACGACGGUAUGGUCAUUAUGGACGGCAACACAGCAGCGGCACAUGCGGCAUACGCUAUGGUCGAACAGGCCUUCAUUUACCCGAUAUCGCCGUCUUCGCCAAUGUGUGAGUUGGCUGCAGAAUGGGCAGCCCAGGGACGUAAGAAUGUCUUUGGUACCACUGUCAAUGUGACUCAAAUGCAAUCCGAGGGAGGUGCUGCUGGAGCCCUCCAUGGCGUCUUGGACCGAGGAGGUCUGGCCGCUACCUUCACGUGUAGUCAAGGCCUUUUGUUAAUGAUCCCUAACAUGUACAUCAUCUCUGGCCAGCUCUCCCCCUGUGUUUUCCAUGUCACUGCCAGGGCCCUGUCCAAACACGGCCUUUCUAUAUUCGCCGAGCACACUGAUGUCAUGGCCGUCCGGCAGACAGGGUGGGCCAUGCUCGUGGCCAACACGGUUCAAGAAUGCAUGGACAUGUCUGCCGUGGCACACAUUGCUACGCUCCGCUCGAGCAUACCAUUUUUACACUUUUUCGAUGGCUAUCGGACUUCUCAUGAGCUUAACAAAAUUGUCCCCAUCUCUUAUGAUACUCUGGGUUCGCUCAUGCCUUGGGAUGCUGUUACAGCUCUUCGUGAAGGCUCUCUCAACCCUCAGAGACCCCACGCUCGAGCCUGCAACACCGGCACAGACAUCUGGUUCCAGGGCAUGGAAGCUUCCAACAGUUUCUAUGACGCUACUCCUGGCAUAGUACAAGGUGUUCUGGAUGAUAUCUCGAAGGUUACUGGAAGAGGCCCUUAUCGGCUCUUUGAGUACUCUGGGGAUCCUGAAGCACGGCAUGUGGUCGUUUGUAUGGGAAGCGCCUCCUCAGUUCUGGCUGACUGUGUACCACCUGGCCAUGGUGCACUCAAUGUCCGCCUCUAUCGUCCGUGGAGUCCUAACGAUUUCCUAGCCAGCCUUCCCAGUACAGUAGAAAGGGUCACAGUGUUGGACCGUACUAAGGACAGUGCUGCGGUUGGUGAACCCCUCUUCAUGGACGUGGCCACAUCCUUCGUCACUGGCAAUACAGAAAGGUUCCAUCACAUGCCGCUAGUUCUUGGUGGUCGCUAUGGUUUGGGGUCCAAGGAUCUCACUCCAAAGGACGCCAUGGCUGUCUUUCAUAAUGGCGAAGUGGAUGAGCCCAAGCGGAAAUUCACUGUUGGAAUAGUUGACGAUGUUACACAGCUGAGUCUCCCUCCCGUUUCACUCGAUAAGCUCCCUAAGGCUGACGAUAGUGUCACUGAGUGUGUGUUCUUCGCCAUGGGCUCUGAUGGUACUGUAAGUGCUAAUAAGAAUGCUAUCAAGCUGAUUGGUAGUAAUACCGAUCUCUAUGUCCAAGGGCAUAUAGUGUACGACUCUAAGAAGGCCGGUGGAGCUACGGUCAGUCACCUAAGGUUUGGCGGCAAGCCGAUAAACAAGCCGUACGAGAUCGUGGAAGCUGGGUAUGUUGCCGUCCAUGAACCCACAUGGCCCAAGAAGUUCCCCAAGGCCAUCAUGGCUAAGCUGAGACCUGGUGGCACCCUUGUGUUGAACUCCCAUUGCACGACGCCUGCUGAGCUCGAGAGAAUACUACCACCUGAGAUGCUACGAGCCAUCUCUGAGAAGGAUGCACAGCUGUGGGUCGUGGAUGCCUUGGCUAUUGCUAAGCGGUACGGCCUUGGGAAGCACAUUAAUAACGUGAUGCAGGCAGUGUUCUUCAAGCUCGGCUUUGACUCUUCGAUCCUGGACUAUGAGACCAAGGCUUUGCCCAUGCUCUUGGAUAGUCUGGCCAAGACCUACUCCAGGAAAGGAGAGGAGACCAUCAGACGGAACAGUGAAGCCACGAAGGCUGCCACUACGUCCUUGAUAAGGAUAGAGGUACCUCAGGCAUGGGCCACUGCAAUAGCUGACUCGACGGCCACUGGUUCCUUGACCGGUGACCAGGCGUACGAUAAGCUGUCGUACCGUGUGGGCCGGAUGGAAGGCAGCGAGCUGCCUGUCAGUGCCAUUGACGUCCGAGGCAGAUACCCUACAGGUAUGACCAAGCACGAGAAGAGAGGGAUAGCCCCUAUGAUCCCAAUAGUCGAUAUGGACAAGUGCACACAGUGCAAUCUGUGCUCUGUCAUAUGCCCUCAUGCCGCUAUAAGGCCCUUUCUCUUGGACACAGUUGAAAACGAUGCUGUCCCCACUGAGACUAGGCCGGCCAAGGGAGGUUCUGAGGUCCAAGGCUUCCAUUACAGGAUACAAGUAACUCCACUGGACUGCACUGGCUGCGAGGCUUGCAGUUGGGCCUGUCCUGAUGACGCCCUGACAAUGGUCAAUGUGUCCACUCUUGGGGACGACCCUGUGGUGGCUCGCGAGACUGAUAAUUGGAACUAUCUCAUUAACCUACCGGAGCGGUCCACGCCUAGGCACAACUCUCGAGAGACAGCAAGGCAGUCCCAGCUGUCGUUACCAAUGCUGGAGUUCUCAGGAGCCUGUGCUGGGUGCGGAGAGACGCCCUAUGCGAAGUUGGUCACUCAGCUCUUUGGGGAGCGCAUGGUUAUUUCCAACGCCAGUGGGUGUAGUGGUGUUUGGGGAGCUGCUGCCGGGUUCAGCAGCUACACUAAGAACGACCGUGGGGAAGGGCCGGCGUGGGGCCGCUCCCUGUACGAGGACGCUGCAGAGUAUGGCCUUGGUGCCGCUACUGCUACGCAUACCAGGAGGCAGUUCCUCAGGGAACAAGUCGCAGAUCUGCUAACCAAAAUCGGUCCGGACUCGGGUUUGUCCCCAUUGACGGUCGACCUUCUGUACCGGUGGGUGCAUGGUGGUUGGAAGGACUCUGCUAUCAGUCAAGACAUUGCUCGUGUACUGCCUGGUCGCCUUAGACAGGAAUUGGAACUCAUUCCAGAGGGAGAGCUCCGAACCAGCAUUGAAAAGGUCCUCUCAGUUGGUGGGGAGUUUGUGAAGGUCAGCCAUUGGAUCUUCGGUGGUGAUGGCUGGGCGUACGACAUUGGCUUUGGCGGGCUGGACCACGUCCUGGCCUCGGGCACUGAUAUCAAUGUUAUGGUCCUGGAUACAGAGGGCUAUGCUAAUACUGGCGGCCAGAAGUCCAAGGCCACGCAGAUCUCGGCCGUUCAGAAGUUCGCCACUGAUGGGUACAGGCGACCUAAGAAGAACCUAGCGGAAAUGUUCAUGGGUUACGGUAAUGUCUAUGUGGCCAGCAUUGCUGUUGGUGCCUCACCGAGCCAGUCUGUGAAGGCCCUCAUCGAGGCGGACUCGUACGCAGGGCCGUCCAUUGUCCUUACCUAUUCCCCAUGUAUCGAACACAAGAUCAAAUUCCCACGGGGUCUCAGUAGACUGGCUGACGAGAUGACCAAAGCCGUCAACUCUGGGUAUUGGCCUCUCUUCCGCUACGACCCUGCUAAGAUCUCGGCUGGAGUCAACCCAUUCGUCUUGGAUGCCCCUAAGAAACUAAUUGGGAAGGUACAUGACUUCACAGAAUUGGAGGACCGGUUCGGUGCUCUGGAGAGGACCCAUCCUGAUGAUGCCAGAAGGUUGGCGGAGGAAUUGCAGACCCACGUCACGAACAAGUCCGUUGGUCUGCCUUUCGAGGCCCUUCGCCGUCGUCAUCUGGAGGGAGCUCGAGCCUCUACUAUGCUCAUUCGCGUGGGGGUAUCCCCGACCGUGGGAGGAGGCCAGGACGAUGAUGCUACUGCCUGUCAUAGAGUGCUUAUCGUCUACGCUUCGGACACGGGGAACACGGCCGAGCUGGCCAACAGGUUCGGCAAUAUGUGCCGAUCUAGAGGGGUGGCAGUAGAUGGGGUAUUGGACAUGUCAGAGGUCGACUCUCUGUCCCAGCUACCAACAGGGACCGGAUCCACUCUGGUGGUGAUGACCAGUACCGUCGGGGAGGGCGAUCUUCCUCCAACAGCAGUGGCCUUCAAGGCAAUGCUUGACUCGGCUGAGGAGGGGUCUCUAGCUACUACACGAGUGAUGUUAUUCGGUCUGGGGGAUAGCUCAUACCAUCAUUUCUGUGGAGCUGCUGUGGCCCUGGAGAAGUCCCUCCAGAGAGCAGGGACAGUGAAGGUUGCCCCGACAGGCCUCGGUGACGACCAAGCUGAGGAUAAGUUUGAGACUGGGUUCGAGCAGUGGACGUUUACCGCAUGGCCGGCCCUUGAUGCCCCACAGGACGAGAUUAUUGAGGACCCUACGGCCGUACCCCCGUCCUGUUAUUCGGUUAUGGAAGUUGCCCCUCCACCCAUUGAGAUUGAUAAGGGGGCGCUUCUAGCAUCGUCCUCCCCACCAGGUAGACAUGAAGCUUCCGUUGGGGAAGGAUCGUUUGUCGGUUCAGGCACGUUCCCACUUAGAGUGAGCUCUAAUACUAGGUUGACCCCAGAAGGCUAUGACCGUACAGUUAACCAUGUUUGCCUGGGGGUCUAUGAGGAUAUUGACGGCCGUUCCCAUCACGACCUUUCCUACCACCUCGGUGACGCUUUGGCAGUAUAUCCCUCUAAUGACCCCAAGACGGUCACGGAUUGGCUCUUAGCCUAUGGCCUGGAUCCGAGGGCUCACGUUAACGUUGCUAGUACACCCCCGGGUGACGUUCGGCGAGCGGCCUUCUUCCGAAGUGGUCCCGUUUCGGUUAAUAGUAUAUUCGCUGAACUUCUGGAUAUUUUUGGAAAACCUACUGGACGCUUCUAUCGUCAACUUGCGAGAUUCGCCACUGACCCCAAGGAGAGACAGCAAAUAGAGGAACUCUCUUCCAAUCCGGCUGCAAUGGCCCCCACCAUCGGCGAGGCCCUUCUUAGUUUCAACUCUGCAAGACCCAGUCUCGAGCAUUUGCUGAACUUGGUACCUAUCAUCCGUCCUAGACUGUACUCUAUCGCGUCAUCGCCACGUCUAGACGGCGGUGGCCGAGUCGAUCUACUGGUGGUCCUUGCUAAGUGGUCUGACCAGAGCGGCUCUCUCCGUAGUGGUCUCUGUAGUACAUUCAUCAAUACCCGUUUGAAAGCUGGUGACGUCUUGAGAUGCGGUGUAACGGCUGGGACGUUCACCCUGCCUACUUCAAUCACCACGCCUAUGGUCAUGACCGGCCUGGGCACGGGAAUAGCCCCCUUCCGAGCCUUCGUACAGGACCGGGCCAUCAGGGCCAAGUUGACUGAUGAGAAACCGGGUCCAAUGAUAGUAUACUAUGGAGCCCGGCAUAAGGCAAAGGACUUCGCCUUCGGGGAGGAAUUCGAGGGUUACGCCCGAGCUGGUAUUGUCACGGAAGUGGUCGGAGCCUUCAGCAGAGACCAACCAGAGAAGGUUUACGUUCAGCAUAAGAUAGCACAAGACGGGGAGAGACUCUAUGACCUUCUGGUCACAAAAGGAGGUUAUUUCUACUUGUGCGGCCAAGCAGGGCAUGUCCAGCAGGAGGUUGAAGAUGCUGUAUCAUCGGCGCUCGGCUCUCGAGAGGAGCUCGAUCGGAUGAUUCAUGAGAGGCGGUAUUCUCUCGAACUCUAUUAG
This is a messenger RNA of Perkinsus marinus ATCC 50983, 5568 nucleotides long. RefSeq names its product pyruvate:ferredoxin oxidoreductase/NADPH-cytochrome P450, putative. The record is from RefSeq and is a predicted model, not a curated record. Gene Ontology annotation, biological process: response to oxidative stress; electron transport chain. NCBI's taxonomy places the organism in Eukaryota, Perkinsozoa, Perkinsida, Perkinsidae. Gene Ontology annotation, molecular function: iron ion binding; thiamine pyrophosphate binding; FMN binding. The transcript is spliced from 26 exons. The coding region runs from base 1 to 5568 and encodes 1855 amino acids.